UGAGUGUCGAUGAGAUCAAGGCUUUGUAGCUUUAUAUGCACCUCUCCACUUUCAAGUGCCCACAGUUUACUAAAUACUAUCAUCUUUCAGGAUCUCCCUUCAUUCCAUUAUAUUAUUCUUUUCUUCACAACUUCAUCAGUGCCUCCUUCAAGAUCAGAUCAACCUUCAGCUUGAGAAACAUGUAUGCUGGAAGUUUUGCAGCUCCGGUUUCUGGGGCUGGCUAUGUUGGUUUAAAGUCCAACUCUUCAAAUCUUUAUACUACUACUACUAACAUUGAAUGGUGCAAGACAAAGAACAUAGUCUCCAAUGGUUCCAAAACUCACUGCAUGAAGACAUGGAAUCCAAUCAAUAAUAGGAAGUUUGAGACACUGUCAUACCUGCCUCCACUUUCAGAUGAGUCCAUCGGAAAGGAGAUUGACUACAUGCUGAAGAAAGGAUGGACUCCUUGCCUUGAAUUUGAUGAGGUAGGGUGUAUUAGAAGAGAGAACAGCAGAAUGCCAGGGUACUAUGAUGGAAGAUAUUGGACACUGUGGAAGCUACCAUUUUUUGGUUGCACUGAUUCAUCACAAGUAAUGAAUGAGAUCAAAGAGUGCAAAGAGCAAUACCCAAAUGCUUAUAUAAGAUGUUUGGCUUUUGAUGAUCAUCGUCACAUGCAAGCCAUGGCUUUUCUCAUCCACAAACCUCCUUCCACUUAAUUAAGACCCUUCAAUCUUCUGCAGCACUUACUGUUCAUGUUUCCUCGUUUUCAUCUUUUUUUUUUUUAUUUGCUUUUAUUUUCUGUCAUCUUUUAUUUACUGUUUGGUCAUGUGACUAUUGCAUAAAUAAGAUUGAUGAUCAAGAGUUUUAGCGGUUUUGUUUA
Arachis stenosperma is the source of this 859-nucleotide messenger RNA. RefSeq names its product ribulose bisphosphate carboxylase small subunit, chloroplastic-like. The transcript has 3 exons. The record is from RefSeq and is a predicted model, not a curated record. NCBI's taxonomy places the organism in Eukaryota, Viridiplantae, Streptophyta, Magnoliopsida, Fabales, Fabaceae. The coding region runs from base 36 to 695 and encodes 219 amino acids.